CAUGUGCAAAACCAUAACCAUAUCAGCAGAUUCUUCUUCAUCAGAUGGAUUCUCAACUGGUAAUUAAGUUUUUAUUGUUGGGUCUAAUCCAUAUGCUUUUUAUCCGUGGAAACAGGGGUUGCUUUGAAGAGGAGAAGACGGCUCUUCUAGAAUUCAAGGCUUUUGUUAAAUCAGAUGGCUCUGAUGCAGAUCAACUUCUUCCUUCAUGGGUUAAUGACCCAGAGCAUAAGAGUUGUUGUAAAUGGGAGAGGGUCGGUUGCGACUCCACCACAGGCCAUGUGAUCAAGCUCUCCCUCAGCAAUACCAGGCAGUUUGAUGUACGCUCAAGUAGCUUAUAUGACCCCCAAAACAGCUGGCAUUUAAACCUGUCCUUGUUUCAGCCAUUUAAGGAGCUAAGAAGUCUGAAUUUAUCCUUCAAUGUAAUUUCUAGGAUACAGAACAAAGGUACGCUUGUUGUGUAAUCUUCCUCCCUUUAAUCUGCAAUAAUUUAAACUGUAGGAGCUACAAGCUAGAUUGAAUCACUUAAGAACUUACCCAAAUAGUAAAAGCCCUUGAGAAAUUGACUUUUCUCUCUUUUGGAAAUGAUCGUGUGCAAAUGUUUUUUGGUUGUGGUUAGGCUUUUUGUCUCUGUUUCUUUUGAGAGUACCUCUGCUAGUCAAUUUAGAAUAAAUUUUAUUUCGCUGA
Messenger RNA from Rubroshorea leprosula, 684 nucleotides. The record is from the annotation of a GenBank genome assembly. NCBI's taxonomy places the organism in Eukaryota, Viridiplantae, Streptophyta, Magnoliopsida, Malvales, Dipterocarpaceae.